CAAGUGUAUAAAACGUGUGGGAGAAGUAUUAAUUUGGGACUAUCGAUGGGAAGUGUUCAUGAGAAUGGGUGUAUGAUGCUGGGAACUUCAGGGUGAACUCAGCACCGCCCUAACUUCCCCAAGCAAGGCCGGGGAAAUGAGACAUUCUGCAUGAUUCAGCAGCUGCUGCGGCGGCCGGGGUUGUGGUUGUUGCUGCUGAUCUUAUAGCAAGAUCUUUGGCUGCAGUUGCUGCUGCUGCUGCUGUUGUUGUUGUUGCUGUUGUUGCUGCUGCUGCUGCUGUUGUUGUUGUUGUUGUUGUUGCUGCUGCUGCCGCUGCUGGGGGAGUUCUUGCUUCUCCCGGAGUUGCUGGUGUCCAGGGAGGAGUUGGUGCCGGAGUUGCUGCAGCAGGAUCCCGCUGAGAGAGCGGAGAGUGGAGAGCGGGCCUGGUCGGGGUCGAGGGAGCGGCGGAGAACCAAGCUCGGCCCGGGGACAGAGAGAGAGAGAGAGAGAGAGACUCGGCCGGGAGAGACUCCCACAGCCCGGGGCCCGGAGGCUUCUGGAGACCAGGUCGGGCCUACGGUCGGCGCCUCACCUCACCUCACCUCUAAGGAAACCCUGGGUGCAUAACCGGUUUCUAAUGGCGCAAGAAUCCAACGGCUUUGUAUGCAAUGGGGUGCAAUCCUCACCUGAUGAAAACGAGUUACCCUCUGGCUUCCCACAAAAUAUCUGUGACGAUGUACCGGAGGAGAAGUACCUGUGCAGCUUUUGUAAAAACGUCUUGAAGAAGGCAUACCAAACGUUGUGUGGCCAUCGAUACUGCUGGGCUUGUGUGGAGUGGAUCGUCAAAUACAAUACAAGUUCAGUCUGCCAAAAAUGUAAGGAAGAUGACCCACAGAGUGUAAAUGAAGAUAGCAUUUUGGCUUUGGGAAAGAUGUUCAGUGAUGCUGCAGUUUCCAAAGAGAUCUUGGAUUUGAAAGUGCAUUGCAUCAAUCCUGGUUGUAACUGGAAGAAUGUAAUGAAGAAUUAUGAGGAUCACGUAACUCAGUGUGAAUUUUCACUGAUACCCUGCAGUACAGGUUGUGGAUUGAUGGUUUUAAGAAAAAAACUGGCAGAUCACUUGGAAAAAGAAUGUAAAAAUAAUAUGGUGGAAUGUCAGCAAUGUGAAGUGAAGAUGUUUAUGAGAGACUUGCAGAAGCACGUGUGUGAGAAAGCACCUUCCAAAGAGAAAAAAUCUAUCCGGUUUGAUUUGGCCCACAAAGAAAAGUCUCGUUCUCCUGGAGGGAACCGAUCACGUGACGGCUGCCGUUUUGUAGAAUUAGGCUGCAAUUUUAAGGGCAGCAAAGAACGUGUCAAGGAUCAUGAAAGUGGGUCAGUUGCCGCACAUCUUGCAUUAUUACUCCAGUUUGCCAAUACUCUGAACACCAACCUGCACAGCUUUGGCGCUGCUGAUGAUGAAGAAGAUACAUCGGCGCUUGCUCUCCCUUCACUGAUCACUCAACUGCAGCUCAGAGUCCAAGAAAUCGAAAAGAAUGUACUGUCUCUGUCGUACAAAAAUUCAUUAUCCUCCCUACGCUCCCAGGUGGCAGUGGAAUCAAACGGUGAUUUAGAAACGGAUCAUUUUGAAGGAGCUUCUGGAUCCAGUAACAGCUCAGAUUCGCCGGCACCGCUGUAUUCUGGUCAAGCAUUGACGGGCUGUCAAAAUAAAAUUGAUGCUCUUGAAUGCAAAAUCCAGACAUUUGAAAACAUUGUGACCGUUUUGAACCGAGAGGUAGAAAAGACUCAUACCACUAUGGUUGCUUUUGAGAGACAAAACAAGAUUGACCAAGAUGCCAUUAAAGCUUUGGAACGCAGGGUUUCUGAUCAGCAGCACCUAUUGGCUUUGAAGGAUAUGGUUAUCAAUGACUUCCGCAUACAGCUGCUCAAUUUGGAGCACAUUUCCUAUGAUGGAAUAUUGAUUUGGAAAAUUGCUGACGUCAAUAGAAAACGGCAGGAGGCCAUGUCAGGGCGAACGACAAGUCUUUACUCCCCAGCAUUCUACACCAGCAGAUAUGGCUACAAAGUGCGCAUGAGAAUAUAUUUAAACGGAGACGGGGCUGGUCGAGGAGGUCACAUCUCCUUGUUCUUUGUUAUCAUGAAGGGAGAAUAUGACGCCUUGCUUCAAUGGCCAUUUAAGCAGAAGGUUACGUUCAUGCUCUUGGACCAGAACAGUCGGGAACAUUUAAUUGAUGCAUUUCGUCCGGAUGCUAACUCGUCCUCAUUUCAACGGCCAGUCAGUGAGAUGAAUAUCGCCAGUGGAUGCCCUAUGUUUUUACCAUUGUCCAAACUCGACGCUCCCAAGCAGGCCUACCUGAAAAAUGAUGCCAUGUUUAUCAAAUGCAUUGUAGAUGCUGCAAGUUAAUGGGGCAAGAGUUGAAAAGCUGCAGAAACGAGUUUGUAUUUUCAUUGUCUUGUCUUUCGCACUGAUGUUUUUACAAGUACCACAGAACAAUAAUUUUAUUUAAAAACAGAAAUAUCUGUGUGAAUGAUGUACUGCAUCAUCUAUUGUGAUUUUUUAUUAAUAGAACAUUGGUAUCUGUAAAUAUAUAUUUUCAACUUUGGAAAUGCAAAAUUAAGAUGAUUGAAUUUCAUGAUUGUGAAUCAUUGCAUUGUGUGAGUGUUGCAAAUUUUUAGUGGUGCAUGUAAUAAUUUAUUUUACAGUAGUGUUCCCUGUGUUCCUGUUUUGAGUAUGAAAUAUUGUUUGGUGAUUCUGUUUAUUUUGUGUAUGAAAUAUAUGCAAGAGGUCUUUGUCUCUUGGAUUGUGCCUUCUCCAGUUGAGUUUGUCCCUUCGCCAAUGAGCAGCGUCUGCCGUCUCCGAUUACUGCUUUAUAAAGACUAUUUCUGUUAAAUGGCUUGACAAGAGAAAUGCUGUGAACGUCAUUUGGGAAUUAAUAUGAAAAAUAAAUUUCCAUUUAUUGCAAAGAGAAAAUUAAGAUAAUUUUAAAAUUGAUGGGCAGAUACAGAUCCCUACCCAUAUUUUUUUAAUGAAAACUUCAUUGCUCUGUUAAUUGCUCGAAAUCGAUUGAAAGAUACAGCAUGAAAAUGUGUUUGGCCCAUGGAGUCUGCGCCGACCAAGAUCCCCACACACACGUACCCUAUCCUACACAUACUAGGGACAAUUUUACAUUUAUAUCAAGCCAAUUAAUGGACAAACCUGUACGUCUUUGGAGUGUGGAAAGAAACCGAAUAUCUCAGAGAAAACCAUGCAGGUCACAGAGAGAACAUAUAAACUCUGUACAGACAAGCAGCCGUGGUCAGGAUCGAGCCCGUGUCUCUGGCGCUGUGAGGCAGUAGCUCUACCACUACGCCACCGUGCCACCCAUUUAUGUCUUGGUGUUUUAAUUUAUUGGAAUUUAAUCUUUCACUUUUUUGGUGUUUUUUCCCCUGAUAGGUUUAAUUCAAUGAUGCAAUGGAAUAUUUUGAUUUGCAUUGUCAUUUAUAAGCUUGGGUCAACAAUGUAUGCAGUACAUGUCAGAUUUUACCAGGUUGAUGCCUGGAUUAGGGGUUAUUAGCUGCAGGGAAAGGUUGGAUGGACUGGGAUUUUUUUCGCUGGAAUGCUGGAGGUUGUGUCAAGACCUGAUAGAGAAGUAUGUACAAUUGUGAGAGACAAUGCAAGAUAAGCAAUCAGAAUUUUUUUCCCCCCAGGAUAGAAAAAUCAAAUAUUAGGGGGCAUAGCUUUAAGGUCAGAGGGGCAAAAUUUAAAAAGAGGGUAGUGAGUGCCUGGAACUUUUGUACAGGCACAUGGAUAUGCAGGGAGUGGAGGGAUGUGAGAUGUGCAGGUGGAUGAGUGCUUGUCUUGGCAUCAUGUUUGAUACAGACAUUGCUCUUGUGCUGUACUGUUCUAUGCCACACAAAGGAAUCGCUAAAGAAUUGUGAAAUUGAAUCCUUGAUAAUUACAAAAGAGAUGGGAUAUAAAA
This is a messenger RNA of Leucoraja erinaceus (little skate), 3932 nucleotides long. RefSeq names its product TNF receptor-associated factor 1 (gene traf1). Bases 617 to 2377 code for a protein of 586 amino acids. Gene Ontology annotation, biological process: tumor necrosis factor-mediated signaling pathway; regulation of apoptotic process; protein K63-linked ubiquitination. Gene Ontology annotation, cellular component: cytoplasmic side of plasma membrane; plasma membrane signaling receptor complex. The transcript is spliced from 11 exons. Gene Ontology annotation, molecular function: tumor necrosis factor receptor binding; zinc ion binding; ubiquitin protein ligase binding. NCBI's taxonomy places the organism in Eukaryota, Metazoa, Chordata, Chondrichthyes, Rajiformes, Rajidae. The record is from RefSeq and is a predicted model, not a curated record.